AACAAUUGAAAAACAAAAUCCGUGUUUGUUUUACUGCAGGAGGAUUGUGUUCAUGCACAGUGUGAUAUUUCAGUGUCUGAGAAGCAGUGAGUGAGAUAGCAGUGAUCAACAAUAAUCUUAAUUCCCAGCCCAGCAUAUCUGAGUUUAAGGAAAGAAAAGGGCAUAAAUGAUCAAACAAAGGAAUUACUUCAAAGAGGAAUUGUAAGGCAAAAGUCUCACUUAAAUGUAAAGGUACUCAAGUUCUCACACUGGUGUUUUUCUUUGAAAAGAAGAUUUAAACUUUUAAAACCAGAAGCUGCUUUUCAGAGAACAUAAACAGGGAGUGAGAGGAGGGGAUAAACUAAAAUAACUGAAGCAGUGAUGAAGGACUCAACUCUGUGUCUUUUCAAAGAGCAGUGUGGAAAUCUUUUCUGUUGAAAGCCCCCAAGCAGCCACUGAUCUGGCUUUUGACUAAACAAAUGGAUUUCUGUGAGGAAGAAGCAACCCUGAAACUUCCUGUGGCUCUGGGCUGACUGAGAAGUGAGGGGUGCAGGGGCUGGGCCUCAGGAGUGUGAUCUGACCAGAAUGAACCUGGCUGGAGGUUUAAUUGAACACGUGGCUCCCUGGGGAGGUGCAGAGGAGGCGCUGCAGGGCAGGGGAAGCUGCCGUGCAGAUACAGACCCUGGACUGAGCUUUGCUGCUUAUCAGAUACCAGCUCUUCAGUCCUACUGCACAUCACAUCUGGUCCCAAGCAGGAGGAACAGCACUUGUCCAUGUAGAAUGUUCAGUGAAGCUCCUGAAGGAGAGGGAGUUCUGCCAUCUCGGUUUGGACUCUGUGGUCUUCUUGGGUCCCUUCCAGCUCAGAAUAUCCAGUGAUUCUGUGACCCCACAUGACCCUGGUGUAGCUGCCCAGGAGGGGUUUCUUGCAUGUGCCUCUGCCACUUUAAAUCACCACUAAGGACUGCUGCCCCAACUUUGGAUCUUUGUUGGAGGCUCUUCCUGUUGACUUCAAACACAUCUGGGACAGCCCCUGCCUCACAGUUCCCCUUUCCACCACUGCUGAACUUCUGUUGAUGCCACCAGGCCUCAGCCAGCAGGGGCCAUGCGAUGCUCCCUGAAACGCUCCCUCACAGCUCUGCUUGCUGCCUCCUUCGUCGUCCUCCUCCUCUUGCUCCUCCAUGGGGACAGCCAGCAGGAACAGGAUCCCCUGGAGGUGGAGCUCAGGGGCCUGGCUCCCGACAUGAUCCUGCUGCAGCCGGAGGGAGCCCAGCACAUCCUCAGGGACACAGCUGAGCUCUCUGCACUCCACAACGUCUCCUACCAGCUCCUUGCUGGCUCCCUGACUCCCCGAAAAAAAUUCCUGGCUGUGGGAAUGGCGUCCGUGCAGAGGCCACGUGGUUUCUACCUCCUGGCCACGCUCCAGUCCCUCUUCAGCCAGUCCACGGAGGAGGAGCUGCAGGAGAUGGUGGUGGUGGUGCACCUGGCUGACACUGAUCCUGGCUGGAACGUGCGCGUUGCCGCCACCGUCGCCCAGAAGUUUGCUCGCCACAUCCUCCUGGGCCAGCUCCUGCUGAUCCACGCUCCCCCUGAGUUCUACCCCACCCUGGAAGGCCUGAAGAGAAACUUCAAUGAUGCAGAGGAGCGGGUGAGGUUCCGCUCAAAGCAGAAUGUGGACUAUGCCUUCCUGCUUGCCUUCGCUGCCAACCUCUCCUCCUACUACCUGAUGAUCGAGGACGACGUGUGGAGCGCCAAGUCCUUCCUGACGGCCAUCCGCAAGGCACUGGCUUCCCAGGAGGGCUCCAACUGGGCCACCCUCGAAUUCUCCAAGCUGGGCUACAUCGGAAAGCUCUACCACUCCAGUGACCUUCCUCGUCUUGCUCACUUCCUCCUCCUCUUCUACCAGGAAAUGCCCUGUGACUGGCUGUUGGUCCACUUCCGCCAACUGCUCACCCAGAAGGACGUGAUCCGCUUCAAGCCAUCCCUCUUCCAGCACAUGGGCCUCUACUCUUCCUUCCAGGGCACUGUCAACCGGCUGGAGGACGAGGAUUUCCAGGCCAAUGCCUUGGACGUCCCAGACAACCCGCCGGCAUCCCUGUACACCAGCAUGUCUAUCUUCGAGAACUAUGAGCCCCUCAAGGCCUACAGCUCGGCACAGGGGUACUUUUGGGGCAAAGACCCAGCAGCUGGCAGUACCUUUUCCAUUGUGUUCCAGCAGCCAGCUCGAGUCAGCCGUGUCCGAGUGCGCACGGGUUCCGUGGAGCGCCCAGGCGAUUUCCUGCACGCAGGACUGCUGGAGCUGGGCCAGCAUCGGGACCGCAGGCAGGACUGCUCCUCCUAUGUCCCUGUGGGUUCCUUCAAGAAGGGGACCCUGGAGCAGCAAGGCCUGGAGAGGGUCCUGCCCGGGCCCGUGGAGUGUGUGAGGAUCCGGGUGACUCAGGACCAGAGCGAGUGGCUCAUCAUCCAGAGCAUCGAUAUCUGGACCACAGCAGGCAUUUGAGCACAACACCUGUGGGAGGAUGUCAAAGCAGUUGGAUUUGGUUCUAAGAAGUCAUUUAUUUUUCACAUUCCCUUUCUGGAUAAAAAUUUAAGUUAUUGACUCCCACUGCCCUGUGUCUGGAGAGAUGGGAAAAACUGCUGUGGGCUGUGGAUAGGUCUAGGAGUAGGGCCCAUCAGGAUCUGCCUCCUGGGGGAUGGCCCAGUGAGCCAGAGAGGGGACACAGGAAGGGGAAGGAGCUCAGGAAUUCAAGGCUGGGCAGUACAAAACCUUUCCUCCCAAGGAGGAUGAUAUAUAAGGCAAAGCUGAUCAGCUGAUUAACUAUCCAAGUAAUUAGUCAGGCAGUAGUACUUUUUGCAGCCUCUCCACACUUUACCUGCUGUAAGUUUUCUAACUUUUUCCAAAACUCUUGA
This is a messenger RNA of Sturnus vulgaris (Common starling), 2886 nucleotides long. RefSeq names its product alpha-1,6-mannosyl-glycoprotein 4-beta-N-acetylglucosaminyltransferase-like. Gene Ontology annotation, biological process: protein N-linked glycosylation. The record is from RefSeq and is a predicted model, not a curated record. Lineage: Eukaryota; Metazoa; Chordata; Aves; Passeriformes; Sturnidae. Gene Ontology annotation, molecular function: acetylglucosaminyltransferase activity.